GAACAGAUGCUAGUCGUUGGUUUGCUGCUGCUGGCCGCCUCCUGCUGCACGGCUCGACCCCAGGGCGAUGUGGAGGUGGUCGAAUACGAGUCGGAUAACAUUGGCAUCGGCGGCUACAAGUUCAGCUAUAAGCUCAGCGAUGGCACCACACGCACCGAGGAGGCAGUCGUGAACAAUGCGGGCACCGAGAACGAAUCCUUGUCCGUGCGCGGAUCCGUCAGCUGGGUGGCGCCCGAUGGACAGACCUAUACCAUUAACUUUGUCGCCGAUGAGAAUGGAUUCCAGCCGGAGGGUGCGCACAUACCCAAGUAA
Messenger RNA from Drosophila novamexicana, 312 nucleotides. It is a transcript of the gene Acp65Aa, whose product is annotated as endocuticle structural protein SgAbd-6. Gene Ontology annotation, cellular component: chitin-based extracellular matrix. Lineage: Eukaryota; Metazoa; Arthropoda; Insecta; Diptera; Drosophilidae. The transcript has a single exon. The coding region runs from base 7 to 312 and encodes 101 amino acids. Gene Ontology annotation, molecular function: structural constituent of chitin-based larval cuticle. The record is from RefSeq and is a predicted model, not a curated record.